AUGAACCUUCCACUGUACCACUCGAGCUACCUUUGUUCCACAUGGACGACAUUCGUGAUUAGUGAUGAGCGGACGGCCAGGGAUCCAACUCAACUCAACUCAACUCAACUCAACUCAACCCAACUCAACUCAACCCAACUCAACUCAACUCAACUCAACCCGACCCAACCCAGGAGGAGUAGCAAUACUCAGCAAUCCAAACUCGAGCUGGUCAAGCACAGCUGUCUGCUUUGA
Molecule: messenger RNA, 234 nt
Organism: Plenodomus lingam JN3
Lineage: Eukaryota; Fungi; Ascomycota; Dothideomycetes; Pleosporales; Leptosphaeriaceae
Source: RefSeq, a predicted model, not a curated record